AUGGCAGAGAAGAACCUCACCUUAGUGACUGAAUUCCUCCUUAUCGCAUUCACAGAGUGUCCUGAAUGGGGACUCCCUCUCUUCCUCCUGUUUCUAUUUAUUUAUCUUGUCACCUUGUUGGGGAACAUGGGGAUGAUCAUCCUGAUCUGCAUAGAUUGCAGGCUUCAAACCCCAAUGUACUUCCUUCUGCGUCACCUCUCCUUCAUGGACAUCUGCUAUUCGUCUGUCACUGUUCCUCAGAUGUUGGCUGUAUUGUUGGCGCAUGGAGCAGUUUUGUCCUACACACGAUGUGCUGCUCAGUUCUUCCUGUUCACCUUCUUUGGUUCCAUUGACUGUUACCUCCUGGCCCUCAUGGCCUAUGACCGCUAUGUGGCUGUGUGCCAACCCUUGCUUUAUGUCACCAUCAUGACACAGAAGGCCUGUUGGGGUUUUGUGACUGGGGCUUAUGUUGCUGGCCUUUGCAGUGCCUUGGUACGGACAGUCUCAGCAUUCACUCUCUCCUUCUGUGCAACCAACAAGAUCGACUUCAUUUUCUGUGACCUCCCUCCUCUCUUAAAGCUGACUUGUGGGGAUAGUUAUACUCAGGAGGUGGUCAUUAUAGUGUUCGCCAUUUUUGUCAUCCCUGCCUGCAUGGUGGUGAUCUUGGUAUCCUAUCUGUUCAUUAUCAUGGCCAUUUUAAGAAUUCCCUCAGCCGGUGGUAGGGCCAAGACUUUCUCUACCUGUGCUUCUCACCUCACUGCCGUGUCACUCUUCUUCGGCACUCUCAUCUUCAUGUAUCUACGAGAUAAUUCUGGUCAGUCCUCAGAGAAGGACCGAGUGGUGUCUGUGUUCUACACAACAGUGAUCCCCAUGUUGAACCCCCUUAUCUACAGCCUGAGGAACAAGGAGGUGAAGGAGGCCCUGAGGAAAAUUCUCAGUAGAGUCAAGUUGUCUUAA
Messenger RNA from Chrysochloris asiatica (Cape golden mole), 936 nucleotides. RefSeq names its product olfactory receptor 9Q1-like. NCBI's taxonomy places the organism in Eukaryota, Metazoa, Chordata, Mammalia, Afrosoricida, Chrysochloridae. Gene Ontology annotation, molecular function: G protein-coupled receptor activity; odorant binding; olfactory receptor activity. Gene Ontology annotation, biological process: sensory perception of smell; G protein-coupled receptor signaling pathway. Gene Ontology annotation, cellular component: membrane. The transcript has a single exon. The coding region runs from base 1 to 936 and encodes 311 amino acids. The record is from RefSeq and is a predicted model, not a curated record.